AAACUGAGCUGACUUACCUAUCUGUAGUGCAGGCCGCGAAAGAGAGAGAAAGGGGCGGGACCUCGAAGCGAUAGGGGACGGAGUGAAGAGGGGGUGAUGGCGAUGGUGGCUAACCCAAACCCUGAGUUGGAGUCUGACGUCGAGGAGGGAAAUGGAAAGCCUAACCCUACUGCUCCUCCGGCUGCCCCUCUCGUUUGCGUUCUGAGGUUCGCAGGUGACUCCGCUGCUGGGGCUUUGAUGGGUUCCAUCUUCGGUUACGGUACAGGCCUGGUUAAGAAGAAAGGUUUUAAGGGUUCUUUUGCUGAAGCAGGAGCUUCUGCUAAGACAUUUGCAGUUUUGUCUGGCGUUCAUAGUCUUGUUAUCUGCUUCCUAAAGAGAAUGCGAGGAAAAGAUGAUGUCAUUAAUGCUGGGGUCGCAGGCUGUUGUACCGGCCUUGCUUUGAGUUUUCCAGGUGCACCACAAGCUCUCCUGCAGAGCUGCCUCACAUUUGGAGCAUUCUCCUGCAUUAUGGAAGGCCUCAACAAGCAACAGCCAGCAUUAGCUCUCCCAUCUUCUGCUUCCAAGGAGAACACCAAUGGUCCUCUUAAUGUUCUUCCUCCCUUCACUCUCCCCCUUCCAGUUGUCGAAGGUUUCUCCUCAUUCUGCAAAUCUCUACCCAGAUCCAGGUUCGCCGCCUUUCCAUGAUUCUCCAAGCCACCUUUUUUUUUAUUUUAUUACCAUGAAAUUUUUGUAAAUGUGGAGGGGAAAUGAGUAAAAUUUCCUUCUAAUUUUGUGCCUUUCCGUAGCUCUCUUACUUGUCUUGUAGGUUUCUUAAAAACUUCAAUAAGUUUUGAAUUUUUUUUAAACUUAUCAAAAUAGGGGUCUUAAAAACC
Molecule: messenger RNA, 872 nt
Organism: Phalaenopsis equestris
Lineage: Eukaryota; Viridiplantae; Streptophyta; Magnoliopsida; Asparagales; Orchidaceae
Product: mitochondrial import inner membrane translocase subunit TIM22-3-like
Exons: 5
Coding region: 97-684 (195 amino acids)
Biological process (GO): protein insertion into mitochondrial inner membrane; protein targeting to chloroplast
Cellular component (GO): TIM22 mitochondrial import inner membrane insertion complex; chloroplast envelope
Molecular function (GO): transmembrane protein transporter activity
Source: RefSeq, a predicted model, not a curated record